ACGUCGGCGGAAUGUAGCCCCGUUCUCGCCGAACUGGGAGCUGGUCGGUGACAGAGUGUCAGCCGCACCCCGGAGGGCGGAGGGACGGGGCCAAUCUCUGCCCGUUCAGCAGCUCGUCAGGGGCUGCGGGUGCGGGGGAGGCCGUGACGAAGCUGCCGGCGAAAGGAAAAGGGUGAAGGAAGUGGGGACUGCACCCGGCGCCCCGAACGCCGGGCGGGCGGGCGGGCUGGCUGCAGUGGGAGGAGAAGGGAGGAAAGGAAGGCUGGAUUGGUGCUGGUACCGGGCGAGGGCUGCGACCUGCUCCGUCCGAUAAUACUGCACCAAUCCGCGCUAGUUUACCGUCGGUCGAUCGUGACAGCCCCUUCCUUUCCUCCCUCCCCCUCGGGUAAUCCGUUCAGCUCCGUCUAUCAAUAGCACUGAGGCGAGUCAAACUGGGCUUUACCGUGCCACUGGUAAAUCAUCCGUAACAACAUGAAGAUCAAAGACGCCAAGAAACCCUCAUUCCCCUGGUUUGGAAUGGAUAUUGGUGGGACUCUGGUGAAGCUGGUUUAUUUUGAGCCAAUUGAUAUCACAGCUGAGGAAGAAGAAGAGGAGGUGGAGAGCCUGAAAAGUAUUCGCAAGUAUUUGGUGUCAAAUGUUGCCUAUGGGUCUACGGGCAUCCGAGAUGUGCACCUUGAGCUCAAAGACUUGACGCUUUGUGGUCGCAAAGGAAACCUGCACUUUAUUCGAUUUCCGACGCAUGACCUACCUACCUUCAUUCAGAUGGGGAGAGACAAGAACUUUUCAACACUACACACAGUGCUUUGUGCGACUGGAGGUGGUGCUUAUAAAUUUGAAGAAGAAUUUCGUACGAUUGGUAAUCUGCAGUUACACAAACUGGAUGAACUGGACUGCCUGGUUAAUGGCCUUUUGCACAUUGACUCUCUCAGCUUUAAUGGCCAGGCAGAAUGUUACUACUUUGAGAAUGCCUCUGAUCCUGAGAAAUGCCAGAAGAUGCCUUUCAACCUUGAUGACCCCUACCCUUUGCUCGUGGUGAACAUUGGUUCAGGAGUCAGCAUAUUAGCUGUUUACUCAAAGGACCAUUAUAAAAGAGUAACUGGAACCAGUUUAGGAGGUGGAACCUUCCUGGGCCUCUGCUGUUUGCUUACAGGUUGCGAGACUUUCGAUGAAGCUCUUGAAAUGGCCUCCAAAGGUGACAGCACAAUGGCUGACAAACUAGUCCGGGAUAUCUAUGGAGGGGACUACGAGCGAUUUGGUUUGCCAGGAUGGGCAGUAGCUUCCAGCUUUGGCAACAUGAUUUGCAGAGAGAAACGUGAUCUAGUUAGCAAAGAAGACCUAGCAAGAGCUACCUUGGUCACCAUCACAAACAACAUUGGAUCCAUUGCACGAAUGUGUGCACUGAAUGAGAAAAUAAACAGAGUUGUUUUUGUUGGCAACUUCCUGCGAGUUAAUACACUGUCAAUGAAGCUUCUGGCCUAUGCAUUGGACUACUGGUCAAGGGGACAACUGAAGGCAUUGUUUCUAGAGCAUGAGGGUUACUUUGGAGCAGUAGGUGCACUGCUUGGACUUCUCAAUUCUACUUGAGGUAUUCUACAUCUUACUGGUAACAGAAGAAAUGUGCACAACUGGGAAACAAAUACGUUCUUCCAGGGGUGAAAACCUGGUGAAGAUAUUUGACAAAAUUGAGCCACACUACAGGCUGGUUUAUAUUACUGAAGUAUUCUUUCUACUUGAAUUGUGAAAAAUCAUAGUGUUUUAAUUGGGUCCACUAUAUUGGGCAUUUAAGUGCGGUUUAGUUUUUAAAACAAUGUUGCUAAAUACUUUGUAUUGCCACAUCAGCAUAUAUUAUUUGGGUUUGUCGAUCUAAUCUUGGUUUACUCUUUAACCUAUUCAGGUAGUCUUCAAAGUACCCAUAAACCUAUGCAAAUCAAGGCUUUAUUUAGAAUGAUCAUACCUCAGAUUUAUCUGUUGCUUAAUAGAAAGAUAAGUACUGAUUUGCACAGGUAUUAUGAAGAAAUUGUCUGUAACAAGAUCUUUGAUUGGGUAUCUGCCCAAUGGAUAACAUUAAGAAGUUGCAAGAGUGUUCACCUUGUAAUACAGUGUUUCUUUUGGGACUUUCUUUUAGUAAUAACUCUAGUGAAAAUAUGUACAAAACUUCUUAAUGUUGCCAGAUUCAAUGUCAGCAACUAAAAUGUGACCCCAGGGAGGCCCACCUGAUAUCUCUGUAUGUAUUUGCCGAAAGUGGCUUUUAUUUAUUUUAUAAAGUAGUUGUUAAUUUUAUUUGGAAAAUGUGCAUUUUAUAAGGGAGGGAUGGAAACCUACCUUUGUGAAAUUACUAGAAAUCUUUUGAUCUCUAAAACGCCUUAAGCCUGUAUCAGCAAAAGCUGCACAAUGUAACAUCCUUACAGAAAAUGAGGAAACAUAAACUUAUAUACCUUUUUUUUAACCACAGUUAAAGUUAUACUUUUCGUUGAAGAUCCUGAACAUAAUUUCAUUGCUGGAUAUGGUAUAUCUGACGGUGUGUGGUUCUAUAAACCAUCAGAAUCUGAACAAAUCAUUCUUAAAGUUCUUUGAUGUUAUUUGUUUUAUUAUAUGUGAAUUUUGUAGGGGAUGUUAAUUUAAUGUAUUUUUUCACUGAAAGGUGCAAUAGUCCUAGACUGGUGCCUUCCACAUUGAUAUAUGAUGAUUUCUGACUGAGUGACUGUGACAUGCAAUAAUUGCUGGAGAUGUUGGUAAUCAUUUGACAAUUACAAAAGGAUGUGAGCGGUAUUAAAUGUACUCUGUCCAUGUGUAUUCUUCUAAUUGGCUGCAACUGUCAGUCCUUCACUUGUAUAAUGACUAUGUGCCAAUUGUUCGUCUAGUCUCCACUUUCCACUUGGAUAGAGAAUACUGUCGUUUUAUUCUCAGAAAAAUAGACCACCAGUUUAAAAAAAAUGGCCACAAACUUAACAGUGAAUAGGUAUGUAUAUCACAACCUUUAUUUUCAAGAUUUCUUGUAUCUUCUGUAAUUCUCUGAACUGUAAUCUCAUUAAACUCCACUGAAAGAGGGAAUCCAGUUAAUAGUUAAUAGGAUUGGACCAACUGCUAGAAAGCUCCAAAAUUUGGUCUACAUAUACAGGAGUGCAUACAAAUGAAAAUUAGUAACAAUACAUAACUAAAAAUAUAAGCAGGUAGUGAGUUGAGGCCUGGACCAAUAGAGGCAACUCCAAAUGCAAAACAUUGCUCUUCACAUCUUGGAUAGGAAAUUACCUUAAAUAUUUAGGACGGUUGAAUUUUUGAUGAUCAUUUUUGUCAGCAGCAUUUACACUGUCCAACAUUUGCUGUAGUCCUACUGCAGUUGUUUCGCCAUGUCAGAGCGCAGAUAAUUAACAUAGGCCUGCUCAGCUAAGAAUAGUAGGGUUCAUUCUACAAAGCACAUUUAGGUUUUUAUGACAAUCUGUAUUCUCAUUUGUUUGUACAUUCCUACUUUUUCUUUAAACCAACUCUAAUUCUGAUCCAUCCUGGCGUAACCUUAAUUUGUAUUAUUUAGAUUAUGAAUUUUCAUGUCUGAAUAGUGAUAAAAAUUUCAAUAAUUGAUGUUCACUUUUUUCCUGCAUUCCAGUCAUUAGCAUUUUGGCCAGAACUGCUUGCUGCAAUUUUUUUUUAAUGGCUAAAUUUUAAAUUCUAAUCAUGAGUAGCAAUUUUUUUUAAAAAUGCAUAUUGCAACAAAAACUAAACAUGAGGCUUGUUUUAUUAUUCUGUUUUCAGGCCUUUAUAUUUUAGUUUGAUGUUACCAUUAGCUUCAAAGAGACAGAAAAUUGUACCAUUUAUGUCAAAACAGUUCUUGCAGAUGUUGUUCCUCUAACUUGCUAGGAUUCAAUUGGCUCAAAGUUUUAAGCUCUUAAUUUGAAAAAAGUGUCCCUGCUCGUCUUGCUGAUAUUAAAACAUCCAGAAAGUAUUUCUCUCAUUUGAAGUAGAGAAGUGCCAGAAGUCAAAAGCCAAUUAUGAUACAUAAAGCAAGAAAAUCCAAUCUAGGAGAUCUUAAAAUGGAUUCGUAAAUAUACAAUGAGUCUCUAUAUUGAAAAUUAUGUUGAAUAUUGUGUGUAACCACAACUAAAGUUACCGUCUUUUGAAGUGUCUUGCAACAUUGAAGAAAGUUAUUUCAUCCACUGCCUGCCCUCUCUCUUUUACACGCACAAUCUUGCAAUUUUCUUCCUGUUGAUUCCCAUGUUGAAAGGUAUUAUGGAAUUUGCUUCUAAACCUCAUUUGCAGUGCAUUCCUGUUUAUGACAGCCAGCCUUCUGGCAAUCCAGCUAUAAACAUUUACUCCUUAAAGUGUAGAUUUGUUUUCUUCUCUUGAUGAUUGUACUCCUGUAGCAUAGCAAAAUAUGCAUUGCCACAUUGAAAACAUGAUGUGGUAGAGAUUCAGUUGCAGAUGUAUCCUUAGCCUGGUAGCACUGUGGCUCUUUCCCCAACUGUACUUAAUGAACAGAUGUGGUAUACAAAACCAUAAGACAUAGGAGCAGAAUUAGGCUAAUAUGACCCAUUCCAUCAUUACAAAAUUUAUUAUUGCUCUCAGCCUUCUCCCCAUAACCUUUGAUGCCCUUACAAUCAGGAACCUAUCAUCCUCCACUUUAAAUAUACCCAGUGAAUUGGCCUCUAUAGCCAUACCAUAUACAAUGCACAGUGUAUUCAUUACAAAGUCUGGUUGGUGCAAAUUAAAAUCUAACUUCAAAUUCAGUUGCGGCUAUGAAAUAUGUGCAGUUACUGUAAAAAUUCAACCUCUACUGUUGUUUCCAAUGGGUGAUACCAUAGUUUAGUGCAUCUAAUGUACCCCAAAAGCCAUUACAUCUGUGUGCUUUAGGAUAAACAUCAGGCUUAUGAAAAGGAAAGAAUACUGCAGUUGAGUCAACAUUUUCGUGACUUUGUACAAUUUGUACUCAUCCAUGGAGAGAAUGCACUUUCUGGCUACCCCACUUAUUUAUAAUUAGUUACAUUUUACAUAGUAAAAAUUGCAGACGGUACCAAACGGUUGUUCACAAGAAGGUUUCGGGCAGAAUAUUGGGGCAUGGGCACCAGUUAGGCACGCCUUCCAACGAUGGGGGCAAAGUCACUGAGGAUGAGUAACAAGCCAGAAAGAGGGAAAUAUAGAGUUCUUGAAGAAGUACAUCGUUGGAGGAAGUAACAGAAAUAGGGAGAGGUAAUUCUUAACAGAGGGUUAGAACUUUAAAACUGAGAAGCUAGUAGUAUGCCAACCAACGUUGAUCAGUGAGACUGGUAAAUUAUGAUAUCUUUUGAAAUCUUCGAUGAUUAUCCAUUGAUUUUUUUCUGCUUCUAUCUCCCUCAACUACUGUUUCCUUCCACCUACUCGGAACAAAUUCCUGUUAAAAUACAGGCUACAAAGAUACAUAACACCUACAAAUACUGAAAAAGGUGAACCCAACCAGCUAAAUAUUAGCUGGUAAUAUGAAGACUCAGAGUUUCAGCAACAGGUAGACUAAGGUAGAACAGAUGGGAUCUGUUUGUAGGAUUGAAUUGGGUGGGUAUUGCAAUGGAAAGGAUUUUGCCUUUGAAACUGAGUUCUGAGGUUCCCUAGCCUGAAGCACUAGGGACAAGGCUAGAAAUAGUGGUUAAGGAAAUGAUGGUGGCUGCAGACACUAGCUUUAGUCUUCCUAACGUGCAAUUGGAAUGAAUAAAUGCUGUGUCAUUAAGGUGGUUGGUCAUUACUCUUUAACUGCAACUGAUUAAUUUGCCUUUUUUUGAUCUAACUACAUUAUCUCCUUGGCACACAAUUUUAAAAACAAUCAGUAGUAAUUUAAGUUGUUGUACUUUAUUUCUUUCUUUAAAUAUCUCCUCAGGCACCUGAAUCCACUGGACUUUUCAUUGGAAUUCUUUGAUCCAUUCUGCAACUAAUGAGACUGAUCAAAUCAUUAAGUUUAAUUAUUUAUUUGCAUUUUUAAAACAUUUUUUUGUAGAAAUUGAUGGGCAGAGCAGUUUUUUAAAAUAUAGUUACAAAAAAAAGUGGUUUGGGGAAAAGGAGAAAAUUCAAGUUUCAGAUCUACCAUAAAUCCAAAAGUGAAAUCCACAUUGUACCAGUUGUUUUUUUUUUUCUGGAUUUUAAAAUGUUCUUUCUCCUAAUUGCCUUAAUUUCAAUAGCAAAGCAUAAGAUUUUCUUUUGAAGACUGAUUUAUUAGUUAUUUUUCAUCAUUUAAAUAUUGGUACCUUAGGGAAUUGCAUCACAUCACUCUGCUGACUAGUAUGCAGAAGCAGGGGAAGGACACAAAUCUGUGUCUCACUGAUAAUUUCACAGAAAUUUCUCUUCUAAACUUCUCAUGCUGUAAAAUCUAUUUCCUACAAUUUAAAUAGACCAUUGCUAUUGUAAAUUUCUCUGCCUACGUUCAUUUGAAGCAAAAGGAUAGUGAAUCUGAAUCAAGCAACCAAUUAGAAUGUUCUCCGCAGAAAUUUGCGAGUCUUUGGUGACAUACCAAUUCUCCUCAAACUCCUAAGGAAAUACAGCCACUGUUGCCGCCUUUGUAAUUGCAUCAAUAUGUUGGGCCCAGGAUAAAUCCUCAGAGAUAUUGACACCCAGGAACUUGAAACUGCUCAUCCGUUCCACUUCUGAUCCCUCGGUGAAGAUUGGUGUGUGUCCUCUCAGCUUCCCCUUCCUAAGUCCACAAUCAAUUCCUUGGUCUUACCAACGUUAAGUACAAGGUUGUUGCUGUGACACCAGUCAAUGCAGUUGAUCUAUCUCGCUCCUGUACGCCUCCUCAUUGCCAUCUGAAAUUCUGCAAACAAUAAUUGUGUUGUUGGUAAAUUAAUAGAUGGUGUUUGAAUUGUGCCUCAUUGCACCGUGGUAGGUGUUGAGUAGGGAAGUGGAAUAAGCACAUAUCCUUGAGGUGCACCUGUGUUGAUUAGCAGUGAGGAGGAGAUUUUAGUUCCGAUGUUUGACUUUAGGCUGUGUAAUAACUUGCAUCUUCACAACCUGGUCCAUAUAUUCCUUGCUCUGUUCCAUGUCUAUCACCACGUAGAGUUUUAAAAACAGGAUUAUAGUAAAAUUUAAGCUGUGUGUAAAAUCUUGUAGAAAGUUUCUAUUUUGGCUCUAAACUUAAUCCUGCUAGCUGUCAUCUUACUAGGCAUCAUCUGCUUAGACAGUGGCCUGAAUUUUAUUGAGAGGCUGUAAUACAAUCCUCAGAGUUUUUAAUUUGUCUACAAAUUGGUAGCUUAAAUAGUAAACAAUUCCAGUAGAAUAUUGGGAGCAAAGAACUGUGAAGUCACCUUAAUUAUUUCAUAAUGCAUAAAAUGUUAUCUGGUUUUUGCAUAAAUAAGCAAUAAAUCCAUGUUUAGUGACGCUGUGUGCUUUAACAUAAUGCAUCAAGGUUCUGUUUUCUGAGUGCCUUGUUGAAUUUUAGUAUAACUAGACAGCAUGCAUAUUGGAGCUUGACGAUUACAUUUAUUUAAGGAGCAAUCACUGAAGAUGUAUUUACAAGGUCCAAUUAUGUCUGGAUCCUCAAAAUAUAAUUAACUUAGGCAAAACUCUACCCUGUUAUUUAAAUAUGUAGCUGACAUGCUAAAUAUUUCAUUGUGCUAUGAUAUGAUCUGUUUCAUUUGCGGAACUCGAGUCAGUGAGGCUUAACUGAGCAUUAUUUUUCCUGUAAACCAUUGGUUCAGUCUUUAAGUACAAAGUUGUCAUACAGUUUUGAGAGAAGCUUAUGAUAACCCAUUUUGUACAGAUGCUUUUCUCGUUGAUAGUGAUAGCACAUCAAAAUAAUAACUUUAUUACAGAGCACAACUCAUGCAGAUGAUGUAGUUCAAAGUGCUUUACAUUGGGAUAAAGUACAAACAUAAAAAUAAAAAAUAAAAAUAAACAUGAAAAUAAAAGACAAUGAUGUUGGCUAAGAGCAAGGUUAAAUAAAUAGAUCUUGACCUGACAUGUAAAAGUGUAAACUGAGUUUGCAUCCCUUGUAGUUUUAGAUAUUGAAUUCCACAGUUUAGGGCUGUAGUUCAAAAAGACUGACCUGCCAGUUAUCUUUUGAGGGAGAUUGUUUAAAUUUAAGAGACUGGCAGAAAAAGACCUGAGAGCUCGAGUAGGAUUAUAAAAUGAAAACGACUGUGAUGUAAAAAGUGCAUUUUUGAUAGCAAGUUUUGUACUGGGAGCAAUGAUUUUACACCCCACUUCAGAUACUGACAAGUCUUCUACAAGUUAUAACUAAUAUCCCCAUCUAUUGCCUGAAGCAAAGUUACUCUUGCAAUGCCCUCCCCCAUUCUCUCUGUUCUUAUUGAAGUUGAUCUGUUUGGUAAAGGUGAUGGAUGGCUUGUACAGAAAAUUUGUAUCUGGAAAAUUUGGCUGAUAGUACUUCUGAUGUCAUUUGGGUAUGCCACACAGUUUAAAGUGUUUUUUGGAGAACAUGGGAUGGAUUUAAAAGUUAUAGUAGGGAAGAGCUGUUAUCAACCACAUGAAAAGUGAUGCAGGGCUGAUAUCCUCAUUUUCAGAAGUGCCCAAAACAAAAACGCGGCCAAGGUAGAGUGAGGCAGAAGACAAGAAAAAACUGUUGCUUUUAUUGGAGCAAGUUCUAACCUAAUGUCUGAGAAGUGAAUCUUAAUGUGAGAAUGAGGAAUCUGAAAAGGGGACCCACAUGAUCUGAUCAUUGGUUUAAUUUGUAUAGUUUGGGCUAGUUUUCUGAAUUCUGAUUUUUUUGCCCUAAAAUUUGAAUUGCAUUCUAAUUCGAUGUGUGUUACGUGAUGUAAAAUGGUUGUUAUUAUUUCAAGAUAAUGAAGGAAACUAGUUGAUCCAGACAUUUAUAGGCAUUAAAAUCUGAAGGACCUAAUCUUGAACUUUAAGGGGCCUGAAAUGAUGUAAAUAAUACAAAUAUUUCCUGAUUUACUUGACAACUCUGUGAUAUAGAUACCCACUUUUACCUCUACUCCAUUACAUUCAAAGCUACGAUUUAAAUUGCUAUUGGUUAAAAAUGUCACAGCAUCUGUUUCAUCCACCUUUUAUUCUUAAGUUUUGAUUUUUUUAAAUUUAUAGGUAUUCAUGAGUAUAUUUCAAUCUUAUUAACCUUCUGUGCAAUGAUACACUUGGGUAAGCUGUCAUUUAACUAGUAUCAAACUGUAAAUCAAUUGGUAUUAGUCUUAGAUAGUUAAAACAGUCUCACAAUAGACCCAUGUUACCAUUUGGUUAAUGUAGAAGGAUUGUGCUUGUGUGCAAAACUUAAGGAAUUGCAUAGUUUUGAGACAGUUGUUCAGAGCUGAAGGGUGUAAAACGUGGCUGAUUUGGAAUAAAAUCCAAUCUAUUCUAAAUGCUGUAACCAGUUGAAUUGCAGAUAUUGAACCUUGUGUGCUGUUGAAUCUUUGAUAAUAGUUAAAGGGAAUCAAGAGGCAAUAUCUUUAAGAUAUUCCUUUCUGUCUCCACCCCCUUGUAAAAUAGGUCAAAGCGAAUGGUACAUAUAAUCAGUCACAUACUAGAGGUUCAAUUAAUAUUAAUCAGAAAUUUAUCUAAAACAUUGUUUAUUAUUCACACCUUGUAAAGAUAAAUGUUUCAGGAUGUAGUUAAAUAUUUAAAGAAUUUCCCAUGUUGCUCAAGCAUCAUACAUUUAAGACUUCCUGAAACACCUUGAACUGAAUGGGCACUUGAGUAAUCUUCUGUAUGCAGAGUUAAAUCUGGAAGCAUUGGGCUUGAUGAUUGUUUUAUGAUAUCAUUCAAAGUCCGAAUCCAAACAGGAACCAUGACAGAUAUAUCCAAGGUUUUGAGUGCCAGGAUUUGCCUUUUUGAACAAAGUAUUGCCUUCACCUAAAAGUUAAAUCUGAUGAAUUAAUUAGAAGUUAUCAAAGUUAAAACAGGCUUUUGAUUUCAGGAUUGUAUUCUUACCUUUAAAAUAAUAACUCUGGAUUAACUCAGUUCGAUAUUCUGACAUCUCAGCUAUGUCUUGGAAAUCAAGUUGAUAAAGUAAUGGAUAUUUUAAAAAAUAUUAUAGUUACUUUAUUGCAUUCAUUUGAUAAGUUGCUGUCUUGAUGUGAAAUAAGAACUGAGGCCUGGAUGAAACCAAUAAUAUACCAACUUCAGUAUGUUAUGAGUUGCCAAGUUCACUCAUUCCUUGGCAACACCUUAUUGUUGCCAUGGAACAUUUUCUGUAGAGUGUAUUUUUAUGGGUUCCCUGAAGUCCAACCUGACUCAGGGCAAACUUGAAUAAUUGCACCAAGAUGUCAAGUUUUACCCAGAAUUAAAUUGUGUGGCUCCCUUAACAGCUUACCGAGUUUCUUUUGGAAAGACUUCAGCUCAGGAAAAUAACACUCUUUGUAGCAAGUUUCAGGUACUGUGCAACAUCAGCUUAUUGGUUAACUAAAGCAAUUACUGAGAUAGGCAGUCAUAAGCCACGUGAAAUUAUCAACCCGGAGCAUGAAUGAAUUGGCCACUAUGCUAUGAGGAAAAUGAAGAUGUAAUAAACAAAUAUUCUACUAUGUAUUAAAAAAAACUUGCAUUUGGAAUCUCUGCAAUACUUAAUUUCACUGCAAUUCACUAACUUGAAAUGAGUGUACUGCGUAAAGGUGCUGUUUAAAUAACCUGGUUUAACACUGAACAUUUGUACAGAAAUUGAUUAAAUGAGUUGUAGAUUAUUGUUUUAACAUUUAUUUAGAUACAGUUGUAAAUAAAUUUUAAAAUGUUUUUGCCCAACUGAAGUUAGAGAGUACAUGUGUUCUAUGAUUCAUUGCCUUGCUGCACAAGCCUGGUUGUUUUGUGUAUAUAUUUUUUUUAUUAUCGUGAGGUGUCUUGCUCUUAAAAGCUAUGUUUUAUUUUCCUUCACAAAAUUUCUUACAAAGGCCAAAACUUGUACUGGUAGCAUUCCCAUUUAGUUACAGUUUGUUGUGUUACCUGUUGCCUUAUCUGAUCUUUGUUGUCUCUUACAAGAUGCAUUGUAUUUCUGAUGUGCUUAAUAAAAUGAA
This is a messenger RNA of Mobula hypostoma (lesser devil ray), 10919 nucleotides long. RefSeq names its product pantothenate kinase 3. The coding region runs from base 472 to 1584 and encodes 370 amino acids. Gene Ontology annotation, molecular function: pantothenate kinase activity; ATP binding. Gene Ontology annotation, biological process: coenzyme A biosynthetic process. The transcript has 7 exons. NCBI's taxonomy places the organism in Eukaryota, Metazoa, Chordata, Chondrichthyes, Myliobatiformes, Myliobatidae. Gene Ontology annotation, cellular component: cytosol; nucleus. The record is from RefSeq and is a predicted model, not a curated record.